Cephus cinctus (wheat stem sawfly) is the source of this 3518-nucleotide messenger RNA. RefSeq names its product alanine--tRNA ligase, mitochondrial (gene AlaRS-m). The transcript is spliced from 13 exons. Gene Ontology annotation, molecular function: aminoacyl-tRNA deacylase activity; amino acid binding; ATP binding. The record is from RefSeq and is a predicted model, not a curated record. The coding region runs from base 318 to 3437 and encodes 1039 amino acids. Lineage: Eukaryota; Metazoa; Arthropoda; Insecta; Hymenoptera; Cephidae. Gene Ontology annotation, biological process: tRNA modification; alanyl-tRNA aminoacylation. Gene Ontology annotation, cellular component: cytoplasm; mitochondrion.
CCCUACUCAUCUCUGGCUAGUCAAACAAUAGCGCGUAAUCUUUCGAAUUGUUAAGUAAUGUCUUAGGGAGAAAUUUUUGACAGUCCUACAAAAUAUUUAUGAUUAACGAAUAUAAAAAAUGCUACGUUAAAAAAUCAUAUAAUGUAUCAGCAACUGUUACAAAAAUAACCACUUCGCAUGCAGAGGUUAUUCAUUAUAAUGAUUUGUUUAUUGAAAAAUGGUUUGGGUUUUUCGUCGUCCUGUUAGCGAAAAUCUUGAAUUAAAUGUUACCGCAUAACCUUAGUCCGCGGACAAGGAUUAAGUGAGGAAGAUUUAUAAUGUUUCUGCGACGACUUGAAAAAAUCACAAAAAUCGAAAUGAUACAGUUACGAAAUAAUAUUAGAACGUAUAAAAGUGCAAAAGCAAUUCGAAAUGAGUUCCUGGAUUAUUUUACUAAGGAUUUAGGCCACACAUUUGUACGAUCCAGUCCAGUUUUGCCAUUAUGCGAUCCUACUGUUGCCUUCGUGAAUGCUGGGAUGAAUCAAUUUAAAGGAGUCUUUUUAGGUAGUCAUGAACCGCCAGCUCAAAGAGUAGCAAACUCUCAGAAAUGCAUAAGAGUUGGAGGGAAACAUAAUGAUCUAGAUAUUGUUGGAUUUGACACGUAUCAUCAUACAUUUUUUGAGAUGCUUGGCAAUUGGUCUUUUGGAGAUUACUUUAAGAAGGAAGCCUGUGAAUAUGCAUGGAAAUUACUCACAGGCCCUUAUGGAAUUAGCAAACAUUCUCUGUACGUUACAUACUUUGCUGGCAAUGAGAAAUUGGGUUUGAAACCUGACUUGGAGUGUAAAGAUAUAUGGUUAAGUCUUGGUGUCCCAGAGGAUAGAGUAUUACCAUUUGGUAUGCAAGAUAACUUUUGGGAAAUGGGACUUACAGGGCCUUGCGGUCCGUGUACUGAAAUUCAUAUAGAUCACACAAUGCAAUCCACAAACCAAGCAGCAAGAGUCAAUAAAGGUCAUCCAGAUGUUACAGAAUUAUGGAACAUAGUGUUUAUCCAAUAUCAAAGGCUCGCAAAUGGCCCUAUAGUUCCUUUACCAAAACAACAUGUUGAUACAGGAAUGGGUUUCGAAAGACUAGUAGCUGUAUUACAAGGCAAACGUUCUAAUUACGACACAGAUCUCUUUCAGCCAUUGUUUGAAGCUAUUAGGAAUUCUACAAAUGCUCCAGCGUAUCAAGGAAGAUUUUUAGAGACCGAUAGAGAUGGAGUGGACUCAGGAUAUAGAAUUUUGGCUGAUCAUGCAAGGAUGGUUACUGUAGCCUUAACCGAUGGCAUACUACCUGAGCAAAAUCACAAACUCAGAAGAAUUUUAAGAAAGGCCAUAGAUGUGAGCAAUAAGACAUUUAAAAAGAAUGGACUACUACGUGAAUUAACAUUUCAUGUGGCAAAUGGUCUGGGCGAUACUUAUCCAGAAUUGCAGAAAAAUUUACUAAAGGUUCAAACGAUAAUAGAGUAUGAGGAGGAGCUUUUGAAUUCACUGAGAAACGCUGCCGAUGGGGAAUGGACUAAAAUAGUAAAUGAGCGACCAGCCUUGGCUAAUAUUACCGAUUCAAUAACUUCCGGUUUGGCAGCUGGCUACAAAGAUUUAAAAGCUUCGUUAGCAGAGGAGAGUACAACAAUGAAAACCAUACCGGGCCAUCUGGCGUUUAAACUUUAUGACACCUAUGGACUAAGUGCUGAUACUAUAGGCGAAUUAGCCAAGGCAGAAUCGCUUAUUUUCGACAAAGCAGAUUUUAUUCGAGAACUUGAAAAUGCUAGGCAACGAAGUAAACUUGGUUUUACGAGAGCCAGCAAGGAUAUUGUUUCCCUAGAAUCGCUUGAUCUGUUGGAGAAAAGAGGCGUCCCUAAGACUGAGGAUUCUGCAAAAUAUGAUUAUAACGUUAGUGCCAACGGAUACGAAUUUUCACCUGUUAAAUCCAAUUUACUUGGAAUGAUCGUGAAUGGUAAUCUAAUAUCCGAGUCUGAAUCGCAAACUAUCGACGAAAGUCAAGCUAUUAAAGAAGCCACUAUUGUUAGUAGUGGAAAUGUUGUUGAAGUGGAUUCUAUGAUAGAUGCAAAUUCUGAAGUUGGUAUAAUACUUGACAAAACACCAUUUUAUGCUCCGGAGGGUGGUCAAUUGUCUGACAAAGGACAUAUUGACCUUAAGAAGUUACGUCUUGAAGUGGCGGAAGUAAGAAAAAUUCGCGGAUACGUUAUACAUCUUGGCAAAUUUAUUGUACAAGACCCUGCGAAACAGGAAUUGGAGUUGCGCGUUGGCGACGAGUGCGUUGCCACGAUCGACACAAAAACUCGCACUAGUUUAAUGAGACACCAUACUGCAACGCAUUUAUUAAAUGCUGCUCUGAGGCAGAUCUUACCUGUUGUCUGUCAGCGAGGCAGCAUUGUCUCCAGGGACAGUUUAAUAUUUCAGUUUAGUGUUUAUGGAGAAAAAUUCACUCCGGAACAUGUGGCCACUAUAGAGGAACUCGUAAAUAAAUGUAUCGAAGCUGAUGUUGCUGUCAAGACUAGGAUUGUAGAUUCCCUUAAACUGUCAUCCGAAAACGAUUUAACUCUAGUGCCAGGAGAAGUGUAUCCUGAUACGAAUAUUAGAAUAAUGGAAGUACAUAGUGAGCAUCUAAUAUCCAAAGAAGCAUGCUGCGGAACACAUGUCCAUAAAACAGGAAUGAUCGAACACUUUUGCAUUACAAGUGUCAAAGCUGAAGGUUCAUCCAGUCGUACGAUAAAGGCAGCGGUGGGACCUCUGGCAAGAUUGGCAAGGUUAGCUGCGGAGAAUGUCAGAGAAAAAGUGUCACAACUUGAGAAGGAAUAUCAAAAGAGUGCUACAAAAUCGAAUAUUUUAAAUGCAAAGAUUUUCGAUAUGAAUAACCGAUUGAAAGGAAAAGGUGACAAAAUCCUUGUACCUUACUUGACUGUACAGGAAUGUUUGGCACGACUCAAUAAUUUGUCACAAGCUAUAAAAUUACAGCGAAGGAAAUUAACUACAAACACACUAGAGGACGAAAUGAAAAGUGUCAUAUACUCAUCUGAUUUACCAUUUGUUAUACAUGCUCUAGAGCCUACUGAUACGUCGCUAAAAAAUGUGUCUUUGCGAAAGAUCACAAAACUUUGUAAGAACGCACCUGUCAUGGUUAUCGCACACAAAAAUGGAACAGUGAAAGCACGUUGUUGCGUACCAAAGGAUAUGGCUUCUGAUACAUUUAAUGCACGCGCCUGGAUGAACACAGUAUUGCAAGUUUUUAAAGCAGAGGGCGCAAUCGUUCAGCAUCAAGAUCCUCUAGAAGCUUAUAACAUGAAAACAAUUCAGGUCGAGUUGAACGAAUUAAAAUCAUUAUUAGAAAAGGCAAUAAUGCAAGCAACAAAAUUUGCUUCGUUGCAUGUGAAGCAAACGAAGCACAAAAGCAAAUAAAAUUAAUUUCCUCGUGGAACAUCCGAUGAUCCAAAUACGUAGGGUAAACAUUGUAAAUAAAAGAAGUCAUAUUUAAAAGAU